This is a messenger RNA of Paramecium tetraurelia, 1305 nucleotides long. RefSeq lists its product as uncharacterized. The transcript is spliced from 3 exons. The record is from RefSeq and is a predicted model, not a curated record. Lineage: Eukaryota; Ciliophora; Oligohymenophorea; Peniculida; Parameciidae.
AUGGGAAACUCAGUAUGUUAUAGUCAGGAUGACAUUAGAAAAAAAGAAAGUAUGCCCUUAAGAACAAAAAGAGCUAUGGAAAUAAAAAAAAAGCUUAAAAAUAUUGUGCUUAAAGGAGCAAAGGAACUGGAAAAUGGAUCUGAAAAAACUGAAAUGCUAGAUUAUUUCCUUGACUUUUUUUAAAAUAAACUUCUUAAAGUAAUUUAAAAGUACGAGUUUCCAAAGCCAGGCAAAGACUUUUUAUAAUCUGGUUAUGUAUUAUCGUUUGCAAAUAUUACGGAUAUUACCCAGCAGAUUCAUAAAGAAGAUGGUGAUGUAGACUCUCAAUUGUUAAAAAGUUUAAUGGACGAUAUCGAUGAGUUAAAAGAAAAGUCUCUUUUUUAUCUAAUUCUCAAAGAAUUCGACAGAUUCUACAAAUAAUUGGUGUUAUCAAAAAAAGACAAAUUAGAUGAUAUAACAAUAUCUCCUAAUUUGCAUCAUAUGUCAGAUACUAAGAGUUUUAUAAAAACUCAAUUGCCUCUAGAAAUUUAAGAAAAAUAAUAAACUACUGAAUUUGAAGACUGUUUUUUUUCUAAAAGGAAAUUAAGUGCUCUUAUGAAAGAGGAUAAAUGUUUGAUCGAUUACCUAAUUAUUAGUAUAAUUAAUCUGUUUGAAUUUUUGAAGUAGAUAAUCUGUUUGACAUAUUAAGACAUUAUAAAAGAAUUCAUUUCUUUAAAUGAUAUUUAAAAAUAUCUCCAGAAUAGUUUGUUUUUCUAAAAGUUAAUUCAACAUUACAUAUAUGAUAAAGAAUUGUGCAUUGGUUAACUAAUUGAGAAGAUGAUUCCGUUAAAAUAUUAAAAUUAAUAGAUUUAAUAUGAAGGUCAAAUAUUAGAAAGAUAAUAAACUUUGGAUAUAUCAUUAUAUCCUGAACCUGGAUAGUAAACAAUGAUUAAGGAAUUCGAAGAGGAUAUGUUUGCUCAUGAUUUUGGAAGAUCAAGAUAAGAAUAGUAUUUUAGAAAUAGUUCAAGGAUGUCAAUUAUUGAGAUGCAGACUAAAAUUAUGAAUGCAAUUGAAUAAAUUGAAAAAGAGAAUCUCCCUUACAAAGAAAUGUUUAUUAUUUUGAAACAAAUGUUAGAGGAAGUUAAACCAUAUAGAAUAUUUCUAUUGAUAUAAAAGUUGUCGGAUGACAUUGUUGACAUUUACUUAUAGUCCAGACCUUAAGAUUAAUAAAAUAAAUAUCGUGAGCUUAUUCUUGCUGAGGAUAAUAAGCUUUCAAUUAUUUUGUUUUUACUUCAUAAAUUUUAAGAGUCAAGUUAAUAUUUAUGA